Molecule: messenger RNA, 1200 nt
Organism: Penicillium waksmanii
Lineage: Eukaryota; Fungi; Ascomycota; Eurotiomycetes; Eurotiales; Aspergillaceae
Product: FG-GAP repeat domain-containing protein
Exons: 2
Coding region: 1-1200 (399 amino acids)
Source: RefSeq, a predicted model, not a curated record
AUGCGUGUCGCUCUUCUUACCCUUUUAUGCGGUGCUUUGGUCACUGCGCUCACUGGAGAAGACGCUCUAGAAAAGUGGGGUGGGCCUAGAGGUGGAGGCAAGGUUUCCCAUGGGGGUAACAAUAUUGGCAAUGGGGAUGGUGGUGGGAUUACCAUUAACACUGGGGGUGGUGAUAUUGGAGACAUUGGGGUUGGGGUUGGGGGAGGUGGUUGCGACCCGGCCGCUUUGGGCGACUUCAACAGAGAUAACUAUCUCGAUAUCGUGGCUACGAAUAUCAACGACGGCACAGUGAGCGUCUUGCUUAAGACUGGAUCUGGGAGCUUCCAGCAGAAUAUAUUCUCUGUGGGGUCUGAACCACGUGGUGUUGCAGUGGGUAACUUCAACGGAGAUUCCUAUCUCGAUAUCGUAACUGCGAAUCAGCUUAGCAAUACAGUAAGCGUGUUGCUUGGAACUGGAGCAGGGGGCUUCCAGCAAACCACAUUCACUGUAGGGACCGGGCCGUUUGGCGUUGCAGUGGGCGACUUCAAUGGAGAUACCUAUCUCGAUAUCGUGACUGCGAAUAGUGGCGAUGGUACAGUGAGCGUCUUGCUCGGGACUGGAUCCGGAACCUUCCAGCUGCAGCCCCAAUUCCCUGUGGGGUUUGGGCCACGUGGUGUUGCAGUGGGCGACUUCAACGGAGAUACCUAUCUCGAUAUUGUGGUUACGAAUCUAAACGAUAAUACAGUGAGUGUGUUGCUCGGAAAUGGGUUGGGAAGCUUCCAGCUGCAGCCCCAAAUCCCUGUAGGGUCCGGGCCGUUUGGCGUUGCAGUGGGCGACUUCAACGGAGAUACCUAUCUCGAUAUCGUGACUGCGAAUAGUGGCGAUGGUACAGUGAGCGUCUUGCUCGGGACUGGAUCAGGGAGCUUCCAGCUGCAGCCCCAAUUAUCUGUAGGGGUUGGGCCACGUGGUGUUGCAGUGGGCGACUUCAACGGAGAUACCUAUCUCGAUAUCGUGGUUACGAAUCUAAACGAUAAUACAGUGAGCGUGCUGCUCGGAACUGGAUUGGGGAGCUUCAAGCCGCAGGCCAUAUUCUCUGUGGGGUCCGGACCACGUGGUGUUGCAGUGGGUGACUUCAACGGAGAUUCCCAUCUCGAUAUCGUGGCUGCGAAUCUAGACGACAAUACAGUGAGCGUUUUGCUCGGGAAGCCUUGCGGCGCUUAA